This is a messenger RNA of Monomorium pharaonis (pharaoh ant), 7107 nucleotides long. It is a transcript of the gene snama, whose product is annotated as E3 ubiquitin-protein ligase RBBP6. The record is from RefSeq and is a predicted model, not a curated record. Gene Ontology annotation, molecular function: nucleic acid binding; zinc ion binding; ubiquitin protein ligase activity. Gene Ontology annotation, biological process: protein ubiquitination; mRNA processing; ubiquitin-dependent protein catabolic process. The transcript has 16 exons. The coding region runs from base 623 to 6535 and encodes 1970 amino acids. Gene Ontology annotation, cellular component: nucleus. NCBI's taxonomy places the organism in Eukaryota, Metazoa, Arthropoda, Insecta, Hymenoptera, Formicidae.
GGUGCGCGGCGCGGCGCAGCGCAUGGUCCUUGAUGUGUAUGACUUGUUUAAUGUUUCGUGGUUACGAGUUUUGUUUGAUUUCCGAUUUCGUACGGAAAGACAGGAAUACGCUUCAAGUGUCAUCAAGGCGAGAUUCGUAACUCACAGUAGAUUGUCGUGGUUUGCUAUCGAAUCAAGUGGUGAACGAAACGAAAAUUGUUCCCGAUCGUUAAUCAGCAGUGAAGGGGGAGAGGGGCUGACUGGAGCUCGGCGAUUAUCGCGUAACGUAACACGUUAAAUUGCAGUCGCACAUUGUCGAGGUGGUCAGAGGUGAUCAGAAACAGUCAAGAAGUGUAUUCGACGAUACGAUACGAAGAAAAUACGUGUGUGCUUAUCUCUCUUAUUCGCGCACAGUAUUAUGAUCCACUGAUAAUACACUAUAAACGAACGGAAGUGUACAUUCAUAGCGCGUUGUCGUAUACGUCGUCGUUCGUUUAAUUUAACCUAAUCAAUGAAAUCGUCUUUUUAUGGAGGAAUAUUUCUUUCGUCUUGAGAUAUAGAUAUAUUCUCACCCUAUGCUCUAUGAUCUUUAUCUACACUCACCUGCACUCGGUCUCGCGAGGAGAUUUUUCAUGUUGCGACAAUGUCUGUACACUACAAAUUUAAAUCUACUUUGGACUAUGACACGGUAUCGUUUGAUGGUCUGCAUAUUUCAGUGGCAGACUUGAAAAAAGCUAUAUUUCAUCAAAAACGUAUUGGCAAAAAUACAGAUUUUGAUUUGCAAAUUACAAAUGCACAAACAAAGGAAGAUUAUAUGGACGACAAUGCGUUAAUUGCAAAAAAUACCAGUCUUAUUGUCGCCAGAGUUCCUUUGACGGUACAACAAAAACGUUCUUGGGAUCGAAAUGAAGCUCCUCCAUUUAGUAAUGUAAAGGAUGAAGCUAAUUUAGGCAGAGCUGUAGAUCUCACAAGAUUAGAUGGCUCAGAGGAAGAUAAGAUCCGAGCUAUGAUGACACAAUCUACUCAAGACUAUGAUCCAUCAAAUUACAUGAAAAUUCGUGGAGCCAAUCAGACUGGUGAUGUACCUGCAAAUUAUCGUUGUUACAAAUGCCAUCAGCCAGGACAUUGGAUAAAAAACUGCCCACUGGGGACAAAUCAAGAACCAAUUGAAAUAAAAAAGAGCACAGGUAUUCCUAGAAGUUUUAUGGUACCAGUCGAGGGACCUUUGGUACCUGGUGCUAUGAUGACACCUACAGGACAUUAUGCUGUUCCCGCUAUUGAUCAUCAGGCUUAUAAGGAAGGUAAAAAAGAACGACCACCAUUUUCGCAAGAUCCAGAACCUAUAGCUGAAAAGCCAGAGAUACCAGAAGAUUUGUUAUGUAACAUCUGCAAAGAUCUUUUAACGGAUGCAGUGAUGAUACCAUGUUGCGGAAAUUCCUUUUGUGACGAAUGCAUUCGCACGUUUUUGUUAGAAUCCGAAGAACACGAAUGUCCAGAUUGUAAUGAAAGAGAUGUAUCGCCAGAAACUCUUAUACCUAAUCGAUUUCUACGUAAUGCAGUAAUGAAUUUUAAGAAUGAAACUGGUUACGCCAAAAGACAAACGUAUCGGCUUCCUGCUCAAAGUAUUGGACAAAUCACUAUAUUAACUGAUCAGUCAAAAACUGAAACGCAACAAGCAACGAGUCAUCCAAUUUCUCAGACUAAAACCAUACAGUCAUCCGUUACUCAAAACGCACCAUCGCAAGAACCUAUGGAAUUGCAAUCCACUGAUCUCGAAUCUGCUUUGCAACACUUCUCAACCAAUAUCUCUGGUUCACAGCCACCGUCAUCAGCCAUUCUGCCUGAAUCUACUUCAGAGUCACAAUUACAAAGUGACUCGGUAACAAAAUUAACAACUGACGAGGAAACUGAGGUGCCUCCUCCUCCAGGAACAGAACCUCUACUUCCAAUUCCUGCCCUCGUGAGCUCACCAGAGAGAGAACGCGAACGAAGUGAUCCGUCUAUUCGUGAUAAGAAAGAGCGAGACAAUGAAUAUUCAGGAGAGCGUCAAUCACGAGAACGUCGACCAAGUUUUAGCAGAGAUGGACAUCGUGACAGAAGUGGAGAACGUGGUCGUAGAAUUGAGAAUUUACGGCCAUUGAAUCGCAAUCGAAAUCGAUCCCUGUCUCCCAGACACUCUCAGCACGGUGAAUAUCCAUCCUCAAGCACAGUUUUACCUCAUUUAAUGAACCUGCCUCCUUCCAAGGGUUAUCAAGGACAUUUAGCGGAUGAUGGGCAUUAUCCUACUAUGCAUUAUGACAGUGGAAUACGUAGGUCUAAUGAAGAUCGUGCAGGCACUCCAACAGUUGACGAACCCCACUUGCACGUACCCUCAUCUGGCAAUCAACCACCAUUACUGCCUUUUCCACCAGGCGAAGAACGUAUUCCACAACCAAAUUACAAUCAGCCACCACCAAACGUACCUCCGCAUAAUCCUCCGCUUUUGCCGGAUCCGUACAUGAGUCAUCGAAUACCGUUAUAUUCGCAUCAACAGGGAUCGCAUUAUGGACCACCGAGAUAUGAUAGACCUCCUUACCAACAGCAAGGAUAUCGACCAUCUCAGCCACCCCGAAACUAUAGCGGACCACCGAGAUUAAUGAGAGGGUUGCAUCACAUUGGAUAUAGAAACCUGCAACCACCACCACCUGGACUAGGUAGAAAUAUACAUAAUGGUAAUCCAUCUGGAAUCAUUGACGAUCCGUUGGAAGCAUUCGAACGAAUGCUUAGAGAGAAGGAUGAGAGAGAUCGACGUUUAGGGAAGCAUAGAAGAAGAAGCAGAACGCGAUCUCGAUCACGUAGCUACAGUCGAUCGAGAUCGCGCUCCUUUGGCCGUAGAUCACCUUUUGCAUCUCGCAUCAGUAGAUCUCGCAGUCCGCCAAAACGGAGAUCAACGAGAUCCCCGUUAUCUCUCCGACCUCGUAGUCGUACUCCAAAGCGUAGAUCAAGAAGCGGUAGCUUCUCUAUCAGCAGAUCUAGAUCGUAUUCCCGUAGUCAGUCGCCAAGGCUAUCUCUGUCGAGAGACAGAGAUCGAGAGAGAGACAGGGAAAGAGAUCGCGAUCGCGAUCGUGAUCGCGACAGGGAUCGCGAGCGAGAUCGAGAUCGAGACUUACUGAGAUAUCGAUCGCCAGUCAGAUCACCUCCGAGAUUUCAAAGGGAAAGGGAUCGCGAGAGAGACAGACCACGAUCACGCGAGCCUCGAGAUGGAUAUAAUACUUACUAUGGUGAUUCACCGGCUCAUGAUUAUCCAUUCCGUGAUCGUGAGCGCAAUUUACCGCCUAGAGAGAGACCGCUGCCGAGAUAUCCCAUAGGAAGAAAUCAGCCGUCCCAACACAAUAUACCGCCGUUGAUGCCGCAUCUAGUCACUGGAAGCCACCCACCACCACCACCACCACCACCACCACCACCACCACCACCACCACCACCACUUAUGUCAUUGGGACCUUCACCUACGGACAGGAAAGACUAUUAUGAUUCCUACAACAGAUAUUCCGGAGCUCCACCGCCGCAGCGUUUUAGCAGUCCUCUGAGAGACUCUUCAUCACACAAGCGAUUCGACGAUGUAGCACCGCCUGGUACUGAGGGCUACUACGAUCUCUCGCCACCGGGUGUGGAACAUUCCGAAAGAUCAUCGAGGGACGAUCGUGAGAGGCAGCGCUCCUUGAGAGAUCAAGAAGAUCGGGAGCAUUUAUCUAAGGAUCAUGAUAAUGACGAACGUGAUAGAUUGAGAGAUGAUAGGGGUCGCGAACGUGAGGAUCGUAUGCGCGAGAGGGACGAUAGAGACCGCAGAAUCGUAAACAGAGAGGAUCGCGAUAGGCCGCCUAGAGAACAUGAGGAUAGAAUACGAGAAAAAGAUGAUCGCGAUAGAAGAGAAAAGGAGAAGGAACGAGACGAUAGACAUAUUCGUGAUCGUCGAGAUGAUGAUAGACAUGUCGAGAAGAAAGAUUACGACAAAGAUCGUUAUAAAGAUGAUCGAGAUCGCCAUAGGCAAGACGACAAGAAUCGGCUGCGAGAGAAAGAAAGACGCGAACGCGAAUAUGAGUCUGAAAAGGAUAGAGAUCGUCAUGAACGAUACGAGAGACGCUCGAUGGAGCGGAAAAAGAAUAGGAAGAGUUCAAGCCCAUACUCACAGAAAUCCAGGGGCGAUCCUAAAGAUUUGUCGCCAGAACGAAGUACAAAGAAGAAGGAAAAGGACCACGAAGAAAAGGUGGAAGAGAAGAAGAAGGAGAAGAAGAUAAAAGAGAAGAAGAAGAAGAAGGACAGUGAUGAGAAGGAGAAGAAGAAGAAGAAGAAGAAGGACAAGAAAUCCAAUCAGAAAGAAGCAUCAGCCAAAGAUGAUUUAACGAUCAAGACGAUGGAGACGGACGGUCUGCUGGUCGAGAGUAAAACGAAUAACGACACUUUAUCUUCGUCGCUCAAGAUCACGGACUCUGUAAAGACGUGUAAUGAGGAGAAUAACAUUCAGAAUAGAAUAGAAUGUAUUUCCAACAAAGUGUCUAUCACGCCGAUCAAAGAAGAAUUCGAGGAUAAGUCUUUAGCAAUGAAUCCAGAACCACCGGAAUUCAAUGAAUCCAGUCUUGGCAGUGGUCGACUAGAUCGUGCGGAAUUUGCCACGAAUCCACCGAAUCCAAACUUCAAACCGAUCCCGGAACUCAAGUCUGACAUGAAGCCGAUCGAUAGUCUCUAUGGAGGAUUGGAUGACACGGAAAUCAAUACUGUUAUCACGGAGAAAUAUUCUCUGCUCUCGGAACACCCGCAAAUCGAAACGAAGGAAACAGCCAUCACUACUACCACCACUACCACCGCCACUACCACCGCCACCACCGCUGUCCUAGCAACAGAGAAAUCGCCGAAAAAGGAUGAAUUUCUGGCGCCGAUACCCGAGUUAUCAAAGUGGGAAAGGGAUGAGACAACCGAAAAGCCCGACGAUGAUGACGAUGACGACGUAAGCGAUUCGCCGACGGAGAAGGUCCAGAGAGAGGACGAGCCGAAAUCGAUCAAGAUGGUUACGUCGGAGGUACUGAAGCGGGCGGAGAACGCCAUAUUCCAAAAAGCCAUUAACGCGAUCCGGCCGAUCGAGAUCAAGAAGAUCAGCGAGAGUAGAAAGAUACUUUAUCAAAAUCCUGAACCCAAGGUGCUGGAAACAGUGGAGUCCACUGUCAAUCGAGAAUCGCGAAAAAGCGUUAAUGUGACGAUCAACGUUGGCAGAAACGAGAGAAAUGUCGAAAUCACCGAACCGGCAAAGAAAGCUAAGCUCGAUCGUACCAAAUUCAAACCUGUGCCAGAGACAGCUUAUUCACCGACUAGACUGUCAGCGAAAGAGAGACUCGGCGAGAAAAUUGAGGACAGCAAGGAGAAAAAGAUUAGUCCGAUAAAGGGAUUCCUGGAGAGGCGUGACGCCAAGAACGAGAAUCAGUCGAGAAGUCGAUCGCCCAGGAGAGAAAAGAGAAUUGCCUCUCCACUUUUAGAGCGACGCGUCGAGUCUUCUUCGUUAACUGCGACAAGCAGCGAACGGAAAGUUUUUUUGGAAGAGAGAAAACGAGACAAAGAUAGAGGCGAUCGGUUGAAGGAUAGAUCGGAUUUUCGAAGCGGCAGCGAAUUGAAAGCAGAGAGGGAGCCUAGAUUCGAUUGUAGGACGGAUUUCCGCUCCAAUAGAAAUGACACGAAAGGAGAACGCGUGGACAAAGAUCGUGUGGACAAGGAACGAGACCGCGAACACAGAGGCAGAACACCUCCCUCGGCUUGCGUAUUUAAAAGAACGGAAAUAUCCAAAGUCAGUUUGUUGAAGUCGAAAGAUGAUGAGGAAGAGAAAAGGCGGGAAAAAAAACCGCGGGAGGAAAAGAAGAGAAAAAAGGAGCACCGCAGUAGGAGUAAAUCUAAAGAACAUAAGAAACGUAAAGACAAGAAGCACAAAAAGGAUAAAGAGAAAAAUCAGGAGAAGAAGCAAAAACACAAGGAGAGCGCGAUCUCCAAGGACAAAUCAGAUGGUAACGAGAUUAAAAUUAGUUACGCCGAGAACGUUGAGCCACCCAUUCUGACAGACUCGUUGAAAAAACAAAGGAAGAAUCCAAGACUGGUAUCUGAUCGCAAGCGCAGUAUACUUGAUGAGGCGAGUUUCGAGCCCGAUUAUUCAGCUUCAGACUCGGAAUCUGAUGGCGAGGAAGGUAAACCGUCACCUGCGAAGAAAGUUAAAUUGGACGAAACAGAAUUGGACAAAGAGAUGGAGAUUAAAUCUAUGAAAAAACGAUCCAAGUCCAGUAGCAGCGAGGAUACGUCCAGCAGUUCCGACACAACUACCUCUGACUCCGACAGCAGCGAUGAGUCGCAUAAGAAAAAAAGAAAAAAGCACAAAAAGCAUAAAAAGAAAAAAUCUGCUAAGAAAGACAGUAGUUCGGAUUCAGACACUUAUUCUGAUUCGUCCGACAGUAGCAGUGACGAAGAGAAACAUAAGAAGAAAUCGAAAAAAUCAAAGAGCAGAAGCAAGCAGUCAAAGAAGAAGAAAAAAUCCAAGCAUAAAUGACAUCACUAGAUAUCUUUGAUGGUUGAUCAAAGAACUUUAUCUUAGAAAAAGGCCAGCACUACAUAUAUUUUUUUGAUAGAGUACUUUCAAACGGAAAUCACAAUAUCACGGAAAUUAUAAUAAUAAUGAUGAUGAUGAUGAUGAUGAUGAUGAUGAUGAUGAUGAUGAUGAUUAUGAUUAUUAUUAUUAUUAUUAUUAUUAUUAUUAUUAUUAUUAUUAUUAUUAUUAUUAUUAUUAUUAUUUUGUACUCGUUGCUAUACAGCUUAGCGCGUGGUAAGAUUUUUUUUAACAAAUGUCUUUUAGUAGUAGAGUACUUAUUGCGAAGCAUUCAGCAAGCGAAAUAAACCAAUAGUUGUGUAAUAAAAAAAAGUUGAGAAACGACAUGCGAUAAUUAAACUGUUCUAACAUGAAAAGAGAAAAAGAAUGACAUGCUAUGGCCUUUACAUAAUUAACACGUGACUUGACACAUUAAAAUACUAUAUAUAAGUUUAUUAUUAUAAUAAGCCAUGUACAUUGUAGCUGAUGCAAUUUUGUGGCAAUUUUGUCAAAAAAAAAAAAAAAAAAAAAAAAAA